This is a messenger RNA of Eurytemora carolleeae, 3422 nucleotides long. RefSeq names its product m7GpppN-mRNA hydrolase. Gene Ontology annotation, biological process: nuclear-transcribed mRNA catabolic process, nonsense-mediated decay; deadenylation-dependent decapping of nuclear-transcribed mRNA. The coding region runs from base 1049 to 2380 and encodes 443 amino acids. The transcript has 21 exons. The record is from RefSeq and is a predicted model, not a curated record. Gene Ontology annotation, cellular component: cytoplasm; P-body. Gene Ontology annotation, molecular function: RNA binding; 5'-(N(7)-methylguanosine 5'-triphospho)-[mRNA] hydrolase activity; manganese ion binding. NCBI's taxonomy places the organism in Eukaryota, Metazoa, Arthropoda, Copepoda, Calanoida, Temoridae.
AAUGGAGUUGGAUUUGUCGGAUUAUACUUUAGAUUCCAACGAGUUUUUGAUAUUUCCUGGGUUAGAUCCAUCAUUUACUAGUUUCAACAGUUUUACCGAUAGUUCUUCAAAUAUACUCAAGGAACAGGAACAGAAUACUAGAAGAUUAGAAACACAGGUUGUGAGAAGCCCUUCAGCUUUGAAUUCUUGGUUAGAUAAACCAGGUUAUGAAGGGCUGGAAGGGCACCAAGGAUUGGAAGUGAAGGGAGAGAAGAGAAAGUCUGAGACUAAUUCACAAAAUAGCAAACCUAUUGCCUGUGUUGUUUGUAGGAGAGAAUUUUCGGACAAGACAUUAAUGAAACGUCAUGUUCGGAGGGUUCAUUUUAAGCCACAGGUAUUAUGCUCUGAGUGUGGAAGGAGAGUAGCUGUUGAAAAUAUGAAGAAACAUAAACAAAACCAUUAGAAUUCUUAUCUCUUUUUAAAAAAUGUUUCUCUCUGAAAAGAACUGGUAACAAGAAAAUAAAUCUGAAAAAGAAAAUAGAGAGAGAGAGAGAGAUAGCAUUUUUAUAACCAAACUUCGAACAACCAUUUUUGGCACAUGAAUAAAAUAAAACGAAAAUCAUCUAGUCAGUCAAAAAGUUAUCAAAAAUUGAAAUAUUGUCCUCGGGGGGGAAAUUAUAUAUAUGUGAGAAAAAAUUGUCAGAAAAUUGAAAGAAAUUUUAUUAAGAAAGAGUGUUGUUAAAAGAUAUAAGAACUCGUUUAACUCAAACUUAUAUGAACCAACUGCAACAAACAUUCAACCUAGAUUUCAAAUAAUAAUAAAUCUUGAAUGGUAGAAAACUUAACAUUUCAAAUCUUUUCUGUGAUGUAAUUUUGCGUGCCUUAAUAUGUCAGAAACUUGUCCCUAAAAAUACCUGAUCUUCAUAAUAUAUAUUGUUUACGUUACAACUUCAAGAAAUGAAAAUUAUAUUGAAACCAAAAUCCAAUAUGUAAAGAACUAAAUAUUGAUCCAAUUUAACAAUUAUAUUUCAGAAAAUACCAAAAUUUAAGUUUGGGAUAAAUUUUUAAUAUGGGUGAGAAGAGAAGCAAUGGUGUUCAUCAUAUCCCUGUGGAUAUUCUCGACGAAAUUGCUGCAAGAUUUAUCGUAAACCUGAACCAGGAGGAGAGACAAGAUAUAGUCAGAAUUUGUUUCCAGGUUGAAGAGGCGCAUUGGUUCUAUACAGACUUCUAUGUAAACCAAAAACCAGAAAUGAAUCUUCAGUCUGGUACAAUGCGGAGUUUCACUGAACAUAUUUUUCGUCAUGUUCCAUUUCUGCAGAGUCAUGUGAAUAAUGUGGACGAUAUUCUUACGCUAUGGAGAACAUAUAAGCUGAAAGUGCCAACCUAUGGUGCAAUUAUUCUAAAUACUAAAAUGGACAAGGUUCUACUAGUCCAGGGUUUCUAUGCUCGAUCUAGCUGGGGGUUCCCUAAAGGAAAAAUAAAUCAGGAUGAAGAACCACAUAUUUGCGCUGCAAGGGAAGUAUAUGAGGAGACCGGAUAUGACAUUACCUCAAAGGUGGAUCCUGAAGUUUAUGUUGAACACAUGUUGAAUGAUCAGCCCGUAAGACUCUACCUAAUCCCUGGGGUUCCAGAGAAUACAAAGUUUGAACCCAGAUCCAGAUGUGAGAUACGAGAUAUCAGAUGGUUUGAUAUUAAUCUUCUUCCUUUAAACAAAUCUGAUCAGAAUUGUAAAAUCAAGAAUGGGUUUAACCCAAACAGUUUCUACAUGGUCAUUCCUUUUAUUCGUGAAGCUAAGGCUUGGGCCCAAACUAAACUUUGGCAGAGAUUACAAUUUCAGGAUGAACCUCAAGAAAAAGGCCGAAGUGGCCGGAAGUCGGUCCCCCGGACCAAACAGGAAGACGGCCGUACACCGGCUUCUGGUGUGAAGGAGAGAAAGAUCUCUGUCCCAGGAUUAAAACAGCAGACAGAUCGAAGAACCCCAGGCUCUAGCUUUAAACCUUCUCAAUCCUCAGUAUCUAGGAACAUGGAGGUAGAGAGUAGUGAAUCUAGAAGAAAUCAGGAGAAUAUGAGGAAUUCCAAGUCUAAGGUAAAGGGAAGCAGAAGACAGCUCUUUGAAACUGGUCAAGAUACCUCCAGAGAGAGUACAGUUACCCCACAGGAUAAACUUGGAUCCUUUCGUCCGGCCCUACUCCCUACUCCAGGAUCAAAUCCAGCCCAACUCCCUACUCCAGGAUCCAAUCCAAUCAAUAACUUGAAUAAAUCUAAAGAGAAUCGAUCCAACCAACAACCCUCUCUUCUUCCACCAAACUUCUGUCCUAAAGCUUGGUCAAACUUCAGGUUGGAUGAAAAUACUCUGAUAAGUGCGUUUUUUAAUACAGCAGGCAAACCAAGAAUAAAAUAGUUGAACAAGAAUGUGAAUCAAUUCGUCCAAACCACUCGGAGGAAAUCAAGACCUUUCUGUUAUUUUCUUGAAUAGAAACUUGUACAUUGUACAUUACAUGCAUAAAAUACUAAAUUUUUAUUUUAUGUCAAUGUAAAUAGUGUAUGUAUUCCAUGAUUAUGAGAAAUGCAGAUCUUUUCUUUAAUUUUGGCACAUUUAACCCAAAUGGAAGAAAACGUUUAUUAGUUUAUUGAAGACGACUUUCAACUGGAGCUUUACAAAUUUUUGACUGGUUAAAAUAUUUAUUAAUAUACAGAAAGUUAUCAUCAAACAAUCCAUGCUGUUGAACGUUCAGUUAAUUAUUUUGUAAGAUGAUAUUAUUUAUUGUUACGUUUUUUGAUGUAAUUGUUACGUCAUAACUAUUAAUAUUUGACUUGGUGACCCUUUUCCUUAUAAAAAAACUUUGUAAAUGCAGACUACCUGAGCAAUGUUGUAUAGUGUUGUACAGUACCAUUAUGCACCGUGCACAUCUUGUACAGUACAACUGACUGGUUGUCCCAAUAAUGGUAAUUAAGAGACGAAUAUGUAAUCGUCUUUGUUAAGAAUUAUCGUUUUAAUACCCAAAUUCAUUGGUCAAAAUAAAGUUACGUCUGCUAGAGUAAAUCUUAUGUAUACGGUAUUAGACUGUAAGUACAACAAUAUGCAGUGAAAGCAUAAACAAAUUUAAAAAAAAACAAAUUCUGUACUCUUGCAGACGAACAUCUACGGACUACAUCACCAUACUAAAUCACAACAAAGCCGAUAUCAAAAGCGUCUGUUAAUUCACAUGGUUAUUGGGACACCAUGUAUAGGUUAUCCAAAUUCUUCAAUUCAUAUUUAUCAGUAUUAAAUCUAAAUAUAAUAGUUUUAGAUCUCUUGUGUGAAAAGUUUGGAUGGACUAAAAUUCUUUAACUUUUCAUUUUAUCCUUGAGAGUUAAAACUUGUAGGUGCAUUUGCAUUUUUAUAUAUUUGUAUAUUGUAAUAUAUUUUGGUGUAAAAAGUGUAAAUAAACCUGAAAUGUGAA